AUGAUGCUGCUCGGGGAGAAGCCGCCCCAUUUAAGCCGCAGCUCGAGCUCGCAGUCGACGACGUGGACUGACUCGACGAUCCACAACGAUCUCAACGUCAAGAUCGAGGUGAACGCGAGCACGCUCUCGGUCGAUGCCACGGGCAGCGUCGCGGUCCUCGCCGCUCGGAAAGGCCUUUACGUCAUCGACCUCGAGUCGCCGUACCAGCCGUCGCGCACGCUGCAUCAUCAGACCAAAUGGGACGUGACGGUCGUCAAGUGCAACCCGCACGUGCUCUAUAAGGGACUCGUGGCCUCGACGUCGAACCACAACACGCUGCUCUGGAACAUUGACCACAACAACACGAACAACGGCUUCCAGGGCGUCCUCUCGAGCCACCAGCCUCUCAUUGCGACGCUGCGCGCCCACACACGGCCCGUGAGCGACGUCGCGUGGUCGCCGUCCGAGCCCACGAUCCUCGCGACGUGCUCGGCCGACACGAAGACGCAUCUCUGGGACAUUCGCACGCCGCAAAAGCCCGUGCAAACACUCUGCGCGUUCACGACGAGCGCGACCCAUGUCGAGUGGAACCGGCUCGACCGACGUCGCUGGCGACCGCGCACGACGGCGAGCCUGCGCAACUAUGUGCUGCCAAGAAGCCCCGUGACGUCGGUGCUGAACGAAUCGAUCGCAGAAGACGAACGCGAGGUGCCGGUGCUAGCGACAGCCCCCACCGAAGAAGCCGUCGUGCUGCUCUCGUCGGCGCCAAAGGAUCGGGCCCGGUACGACCAGUACAAAACAGCGUACGGCGACGUCUUGUACCACUAUGGCGCGCUCAACACGCGCUGCGAGAUGCUCAAGCACCUCGAGACGACGCCGGCGCCGCACGAAGGCCUCACCCUCGCGUUGUACUGCCACGCCUGCGGCCACCCAACGAGCGACCUCUACUGCGCGCAGUGCAAGGACUUUUCUGUCAAGUGCUCGGUCUGCGAGCUCGUCGUGCGCGGCGAAUCGAUGUAUUGCGUCAGCUGCGGCCACGGCGGCCACCGCACGCACUUGACGACCUGGUUCGCCACCGAGAGCGCCUGUCCAACGGGCUGUGGCUGCUGGUGCAACCAAGCCAAGGACGCGAUGGAGUUUGCGCUCACGUUGUCGCCGCCGCCCACCGCGUCGACAUCACUCCUCCGGUCCGUCUCGUUUUAA
Molecule: messenger RNA, 1182 nt
Organism: Saprolegnia parasitica CBS 223.65
Lineage: Eukaryota; Oomycota; Saprolegniomycetes; Saprolegniales; Saprolegniaceae
Exons: 6
Coding region: 1-1182 (393 amino acids)
Molecular function (GO): protein binding
Source: RefSeq, a predicted model, not a curated record